This is a messenger RNA of Cydia pomonella (codling moth), 4457 nucleotides long. RefSeq names its product ribitol 5-phosphate transferase FKRP. The transcript is spliced from 6 exons. Gene Ontology annotation, biological process: protein O-linked glycosylation via mannose. Gene Ontology annotation, cellular component: Golgi apparatus. The coding region runs from base 312 to 1802 and encodes 496 amino acids. The record is from RefSeq and is a predicted model, not a curated record. NCBI's taxonomy places the organism in Eukaryota, Metazoa, Arthropoda, Insecta, Lepidoptera, Tortricidae.
CCGUCACUCUAAUGACGUCUUAGUGAGAGUAAAAGAGAAAGAUCCCCGCAAUUUGCGAAUUUCGGUUUUCGCGGUAGGCCCCAGUCCAGUCGGGUCGAAGUCAUUUCAUUCGGUCCAUUCCACAAAUCCAAUUCAUUCAUUCAUCUAUUAACAUUUGACAGCCUGACAGGAAAAUAUACAGUGAAACGUAUAUAGUGAUUAUAUGCACUUUGAUACAGUGUAUUUUUUUAGGUAUCCUGUAUUUAUAUGUCUAAAAAUUGGAAAUUCAAUUGCUGACAAAAAUGUCGUGAAUGAAAUGUUCAAACGCAUGAAUGAAAAUAAUGCUCUUACGCGUUUUGCGAUGUCGCAUUAUAUUAAUAACUAUAUUUAUUGCUACUGGACUAUGUGUUUACUUGUGUCCGCAGUUUAAAUUGUAUCCGAUUGCUCCUGUGACUGUAUCUCCUAUCACUUCACAUCCCAGAACGUCCCGCCAUAUAUCAAAAUUGCUGACUGUAGUGUUUCGUCAAUUUGAAGACUUCGAAAAUGACGUCGCGGACAGUGUGCAGUCUUUCGUAUCGGCAUUCCCAAACGUGCCAGUGGUUGUGGUUUGCGAGACGGCGCCGUACCCACCUUUUCCAUUGUCCGCUAGCAACGAGACCCUUCGGAACGUGAAGGUGGUAACAUUAGAGCUUCGGCUCAACGCUGCGCCAAAGGAAUUGGAUCCUUUGACAUAUAUUCACACUGAUUAUGUGCUAUUUGUACCUGACUCGACGCGCGUCUCGCGGCGAGUGCUGCAGCAAGCGGCCAUAACCGCCACGGCACCCUCAGCCCCCGCUGUAGCUAUAGGAGUCGCAAACGCACGUCUUAUUUGCCAACAUAUCAAGUGGAAUUAUGCAGAUUGGACUCUUCAGUACAAUAAGGAUGCAUCUGGAAAGAUCUGUGAUGCAGUUCACGGGCAGCAUGCCUUGUUAAUUAAGACAGCAUAUUUGCACACCUUCCCACAGCCUUUUGCAUUGCCAUUCCCUGAGUCACUCUAUUUGCAAAUGUCUGCAAAAGAUCUGAAGGUACAAAUUCUUGAAGGAAAGCUAGGUGGAGGCAGAGGAGUAUUAAAAAGUCCCUCCGCAAGACAGAAGUCCAUACGCCAUAUGAGGGAUGCAAGAGUUGCUCUUUACAAGAUGUUAGGAGUCAAAGCUAUGAUUAGGGAAGAUGGGAGGGUGCAGUGGUUUGGAUGUAAAAGGGAAACACAACGUUGCUUCCCAUCAGUGCAAGGCACACCUUCAUACAUCUUAUCCCACCGCAACACGCCGCCGUGUUGCCGGCGCAACAUGCGGCGGAGCGCCGCGCACGUGCUGCGAGCGUUAGCUCAGGCGGGCGCACGCUGCUGGCUAGAGACCACGUCGCUGCUGGGCGCCGUCGUGCGCGGGGACCUCUUACCCUGGGCUGAGCACGUGGAGAUCGGAAUCCACGCGUCCGACGUGCCGCGCGUGCCGUGGCUGCAGCGCGGCGGCGCCGACUCCGAGGGAUAUGUGUGGGAGCGCGCUACCAAAGGGCACUACUAUAGAGUGGCCUACUCCGCUACCAACAACGUGUACGUGCUAGUGCUCCCAUUUGCGGCCAAGAACGGCACCAUGUGGCCCGCGGACUGGGUGCUGGCGCAUCAGAAGCCCUUCCCGGAGAGGCACUUGCAUCCACUUGCACAGAUACAACUUGCUGGCCUGGCGGCGCCGGCGCCCAACGACGCGAGCGCCUUCCUGGACCUCAAGCUCGGCGCCGCGGCCGUCGAGCGCUGCAGCCGGCUCGGACCCAAGCUGCUGUAUCCAUGAGUGCCAGAUUUAAUAUAGGACCUGGAAAUAAGGGCCAGUUGCACUAACCAGACUUGGCAGUCUGAUACAAGUCACUCAGAAGUGAACGAUGAAAGUUGCCAUAUCGUCAGGUGGCAAGCAAAAUGCACGCCUUGCCCCCAGAAGUUCAUAGCCAUAGUGAAAAGUGUUAGUACCAAAACUUACUAAUUUCUAAUUAUUAAAUUCUAUUUAAUAAUUAAAAAUUAGUAAGUUUUGGUUGUCACCUGACGAUAUUAUUACAAUAAAAUUUUAUAACGUUUUCAUUUUUAAUCGUAAAAGAUGGUUUGGUGCAACCGACCCUCAGUAGUUCAGGGAUAUUGAAUAUUGGACAAAAUAUAAAUAUGGAACGGAACGUACAUACUACACAGAUAAAGCACAACACGCGUGUAGUUAAAAUAGUUUAAACAUAUGAAAUCUGUAAUCCUUCUGUAUGAGUAUGAUCUCCAUGUCUAGUCACGAAUCAUAAUUUCACGCGACCAAAGAUAUUAGAAGUAAGUUUUAACAGUAUUUAUGAAUCUACUUGAUAAUUGUAAUGCUUGCCUGGAAUGAAAUGUGUUUAGAUUUUGUCUAGUGUACAUUUUGAUCUCAAAAGCAUUCCAUAUAUUGUAAGAAAAAGAUAAAGAUGUUUGUGGAUUAGGUUGUCAUGUUACAAACCAAAAAGUAAUAUAUGGGGCAUUUCAGAAAAAAUAUUCAGCGGUACAUACUUAAUACAGAUUUCUUCAGAUUAUUAAAGUAGCUACCAUACACAUGACAUCCCCAAUAAAGUAAACCUUUUUUCACCUCAGCAGCUCGAACAAGCCUACUUUCGUCACUCCAGGGAGUGAGACAAAGUAGCUUUUUAAAUUAGGGAAGGCCAUGAAUACAGGAAUAAACACUUUACUUGAUGUUGAAUUUUUUUAACCUUUAAUAUGUUCUCACUACUGAGGUGAAAAGUUGUAUGUGUCACACGAGAGCAAAGUUAUUUUACAUCUCGUGUCAUCAACACUCGCAAGAAAAACUAACUUUCUUGUUGCACAAAUAACUAUUGUCGGGAGCCCUAAAUACCUACCUACCUACUUGAAACAAUGCUUGUAAGUAUCUCAGCACAGAUUCCGUACACUUAUACGAAGUUUAUAAUAGUGAGAAUGUUUACUAGGGAGAUUUUAUUGUAAACCGAUAUUGUAUUAAUUAUUUAGGUGUUUUUAAAAGAUAAUCUUACCCCUCUCUUUGGAAGUAGGUAAAGUAAGGACGUCCCGCUCGAACAGUGGCAUUAACCUCCGGUACCUAAGCGCGGGACAGCAAUAUAAUUAUACGCGUGCGAUAGAGAUAGAAAUAAGCAGGUCAAUGUAGGAAAUUUGUCGUGCUUAGCGUCCUUACUUUAGUAAGUUAUUUCCUCUCAGAUUCACGAGCACUUUCGAUCAUCAUACGGAGAAAAACUAUUCCAAAUCGUUCAUGCAUUGUUCAGUUAUUUCAGCUUCCAGCGGUGGCAUCAUGAUUCCAUUUUUAUCACUUGUCACUAUGGCCGUCACUUUCGCUUACAUACUUGUUAGAACGUGACAGACAUGGUGACAAAUGAUAAAGAGCCGACCAUCUUAACUCUACAGCAAGCUCUAAGAUGGACGGCUGUCUAUCAUUUGUCACCAUACCUGUCACGCUCUAACAAAUGCGUAAAUGCGAAAGUGACGCAUGAUAUGACAAGUGACAAAAACACGACCAUGAUACCGCUGCUGAAAUAUGUGUGGAAGAUAUCACUAGUUUAGCGAUAAGACCGCCUAUUGAUUACCACUCGUUGAGUUGCUCUAUUAUCUGUAUUCGUUUUUUGUAUUGAGUUGUGCAAGAAAAAGUAUUAAGUAUUCUGUUAUUGUCAUUAGUAUGUAGAAGCUGAUCCGCCAAAGGAAUAGGGAAUAUUACGCGAAACUCUGCGUAGAGGAUGGCGUCCUCUACCACAAACCACAAUCCAUCACAGUCUGAGCUGAGGGUCUACCGCGAAACAAGAAAAUAUAAAUGUCGUUAACUAACCUCUCUAUCACCCUUGCAUAUUGGAGCGAUUAAGAGGCAGAUAACUUAAUUUCGAUUUUCGCGUUUCUCCGUAGGCGCUUUAUAAACAAACCGCCUUGUUGCAUCAAUGUCUAAUUUUAUUUGUGAAAUCUUGUCAAAAAACUGGUUAAGGCACAGUAUGUAUAAGUUACUCUAUGGUUUACGAAAGGCGCUAGUGCUGCUCUCUGGCGGCAGAACAUUGCAGUAAUACUCCCUAUUGAAUUGAGGAGGACGGAAUAGAGACAAAAUUUGAUGUAAAAGACCCUGCUCUCUUGCUUGUUAGAGUGCUGAUGGUAAUUCGAAUUUACAAAAUCUAAAAUAAGUGGCUGAUACGGAUGGGUUAUUCACGUAUGUAUGUGCGUAUUGUAAUUGUGCUCGAUGAUCGGCGAUUCUUGACUUGGGUUACCCAUUUAAAGUAUCUUAAUAUCCCGUAAUGACAACAAGAGCUUAAUCCAUCCGUAUCUUUCUGUUUUAAACAUGUAAGUAUGUGACUUUUGGAAGCCAUUGAAAAUGGAAUUGUUUUGUCUUUUAGAGUUUAAAAAUGACUUAUGUAGUCAUAGUCUUAGCCCUAUUUGUUUUAUCUCAGAGUUUUACUAGCAAUAAAUAAAGAGUCAAAAAAUA